GCGACGGCCGCUGUGACGCUGCGGCGGCGGCGGGCGGGCGGCGGCGCGUGAGGCGCGCGAUCCCCGGUGUCUUGGGAGCAGUGCCCCGGCCCCCGCCGCUCCCGCCGCCGCCAUGUCGGGCCGGUCGGUCCGGGCGGAGACCCGCAGCCGGGCCAAGGACGACAUCAAGAAGGUGAUGGCGGCCAUCGAGAAAGUGCGGAAAUGACGGAAUCUCGCUCUGUCACCCAGGCUGGAGUGCAUUGGCGCAAUCUCGGCUCACUGCAACCUCUGCCUCUCAGGUUCAAGCAAUUCUCCUGCCUCAGCCUCCUGAGUAGCUGGGACUACAGGGAGAAGAAGUGGGUGACUGUGGGUGACACGUCCCUGAGGAUAUUUAAGUGGGUUCCUGUGACAGACAGCAAGGAGAAAGAAAAGUCAAAAUCGAACAGUUCAGCAGCCCGAGAACCUAAUGGCUUUCCUUCUGAUGCCUCAGCCAAUUCCUCUCUCCUUCUUGAAUUCCAGGACGAAAACAGCAACCAGAGUUCCGUGUCUGACGUCUAUCAGCUUAAGGUGGACAGCAGCACCAACUCAAGCCCCAGCCCCCAGCAGAGUGAGUCCCUGAGCCCAGCACACACCUCCGACUUCCGCACGGAUGACUCCCAGCCCCCAACGCUGGGCCAGGAGAUCCUGGAGGAGCCCUCCCUGCCCUCCUCGGAAGUUGCUGAUGAACCUCCUACCCUCACCAAGGAAGAACCAGUUCCACUAGAGACACAGGUCGUUGAGGAAGAGGAAGACUCAGGUGCCCCGCCCCUGAAGCGCUUCUGUGUGGACCAACCCACAGUGCCGCAGACGGCGUCAGAAAGCUAGCACCAUCCCGGCCCUCCGCCUCCUGGCCCUGCCUCUAUUUAUUGCAUUCUGGUUCUGGCCGCGCCGCGUUGCUGGGGUAAGGGCAAGCACUGGGGUCAAGAGCCUGCACACAUGAGCCUUCCGGGCUGGAAGGCUGGCGUAGGACUUGGGGCUGUAGCAUCAUCUUCCUGACCCUGGCACCUGUGUCUACUUGCUCCCGAGAAGAGGAGCGCUCAUGUCUUUUUUGCACCCCAAGUUGGCUGGAGCAUCGGCCACCCCAAGAUUCAUCUGUGACCUCCAGGCAGCAGUCUCUGCUCCAGAAUCUCUGGACGGAGCUGCUGGCAGCUUCUGCGAGAAGAGAGAGAUGUGGAAGGCACCUUCUAGAAGAGAGCGUGCCUCAGGUUACUUGAACUUGAACGGAGACUGUAGACUCCCGGACUUUCCCCUAGGACUGGGGGCCCUGUAGGCUGCUGUUGGAGGACUGGGUAGAGACAUUGGAGGGAAGGGAAGGGCUUUUCUCCACACAAGGGCAGAGAGUCCGUCUAGAUUUCUUGCUGUCCUGCCAGCUCUGCCCAUGCCUGAGGUGGUCCUACCUCUCACGGGCACCCUAGCUGCUGACAGCCCUUUGUGGCCGCCGUCCCCAUCCCCUGCCCUCAGCACACACAUCUGCACACACGCAGCUUUGUUCUCACCUCUACCUGUCAUUCCAGCAUCCCUGCCUCUUGUCACAAACUGCCCCAGCAAGAAUUUGAGGUUCUGACAACAGUACCCAUCCCCCACAGUACCCCUUCAGCUCAGUUUCUAGAAAGCUCCCUUUUCUUUGAAAUCUGCAUGUUGAAUUGAACUUUGUGAUUUUAUUUUUUGUUUCAAAAAAGUUUAAGAAAAUGGAAAUGGGCAACAGUGAGUGAAGACAUAUUUUAGCACUGAAUAGAAUAUUUUUAAAAUUAAACUAUUUGAAAUAUG
Homo sapiens (human) is the source of this 1785-nucleotide messenger RNA. RefSeq names its product BAF chromatin remodeling complex subunit BCL7B (gene BCL7B). The record is from RefSeq and is marked reviewed. Bases 202 to 843 code for a protein of 213 amino acids. The transcript is spliced from 7 exons. Gene Ontology annotation, cellular component: SWI/SNF complex; nucleoplasm. Lineage: Eukaryota; Metazoa; Chordata; Mammalia; Primates; Hominidae.